AUGGAGAAACCGCACAGAAUCAUACAUUGCACUGCGUCAGUUCCCAAGUUCCUGAUAUCGCAACAGUUGUCAGUCAGCAAAAGGAGAAAAGUUGAAGAAAUUGAAGCGGUGGCGGAUGACCCAAUGGCUCAAGAGAGGCUAGUUGGUAUGCUAGCACAGGUAAGGCAGAGGAAUGUGGAGUUGGAAGAGAGGUUAAAAGUGAUAGAUAGUCAAAUGAAAGCAUUCAGAGAAAAGUAUGAGAAUCAGGUGGAUACGCUGCUGAGCCUGUUGGCCGAGAGGCGAGGGAGCCCAGCAAAUCCAGCCAGUGAAGCUGGCUAA
Molecule: messenger RNA, 318 nt
Organism: Paracoccidioides brasiliensis Pb18
Exons: 1
Coding region: 1-318 (105 amino acids)
Source: RefSeq, a predicted model, not a curated record